Messenger RNA from Schistocerca nitens (vagrant locust), 1470 nucleotides. Its product is annotated as S-phase kinase-associated protein 1. Gene Ontology annotation, molecular function: cullin family protein binding. Gene Ontology annotation, biological process: SCF-dependent proteasomal ubiquitin-dependent protein catabolic process. The record is from RefSeq and is a predicted model, not a curated record. Gene Ontology annotation, cellular component: nucleus; cytoplasm. The transcript is spliced from 4 exons. Lineage: Eukaryota; Metazoa; Arthropoda; Insecta; Orthoptera; Acrididae. The coding region runs from base 128 to 616 and encodes 162 amino acids.
UGUCUCUGAUCGCGGAUGAAUCUAUAUAACUCUGUGGUACCUUUUGUUAGGGAGGAAAUAGUUCCAGCUAAGGCGGAGUUGUGUCGUGUUUUCUUGUUUAGGAGCAGAUAAUCGUUUCUUUUUCGAAAUGCCGAAUAUAAAACUGCAAAGCUCUGAUGGCGAAGUUUUUGAGGUUGACGUUGAAAUAGCGAAGUGUUCAGUAACAAUUAAAACCAUGUUGGAAGAUCUUGGAAUGGAUGAAGAUGAUGAAGAAGUUGUUCCUCUGCCAAAUGUGAACUCUGCAAUCUUGAAAAAAGUGAUUCAGUGGGCUACUUACCAUAAGGAUGACCCUCCUCCACCAGAAGAUGAUGAAAAUAAGGAAAAGAGAACAGAUGAUAUCAGUUCAUGGGAUGCAGAUUUCUUGAAAGUUGAUCAAGGAACACUGUUUGAAUUGAUACUGGCAGCAAAUUAUCUCGACAUAAAGGGUCUGCUUGAUGUCACAUGCAAGACUGUUGCUAACAUGAUAAAAGGCAAAACUCCGGAGGAGAUACGCAAAACCUUCAACAUAAAGAAUGAUUUUACUGCUAGCGAAGAAGAACAAGUCCGCAAAGAAAAUGAGUGGUGUGAGGAGAAGUAAAAAGAUUGCUCAAGUCACUUAAAAUUUUAUUUGAAUUUAUGUAUACACAAUUGUAAUCUCCAUCUUCUCCCUUCUGUUAAUUGUACCUAAUCAUAUGCUUCUGAUUGUCCAACCACAUAAACUUCGUGCAUACAUUUAUUGUUAAUGACAUAGUGUAUCUUAACACAGAUGUGCUGCCAAGUCAUCAUAUAAAGCUGAUUAGAAAAGGCUUUGGCAGUUGUACAUUUAAGUACACUUACGCAAAUCCAGGGUUUUUUCCUCUUUAUUUUGGUUAUUGCAAAAUAAAAGUUCCUUUAAGUGUAUGACCUCAGUAUUUAUUGUCAGUUGUAAAAUGUAUGUGAAGUAGAUUAGAGAGAAAUCUGUUAUAGACUGCAUUUUAAUAAAACCUUGCAUAAAACCAACUCUGCAUUUUCUUUGGUACUUGGUGUGAGCAAAUUUUAUUUUAAAUGUAAUAACCAGGACAGUGCAUCUGGAGUUACUUGCCACAGUUUAAUUUAAACUAAAAAGUAUAGUUGAAUAGUUGAUCUUAGAAAGUUUGUGUAGACUAAGCUUGUCACAGUUUAAUGAUCUGUUUUAAUCAGGUUGCUCUCUCGAAAAGAAAUUCCAACAUCUUUAAACUUAAGUGAGAAUAUUACUAAGGGUUGUGUAAUAGAAGCACAUUAAAGGCAAGUUUGUGUAUUUAGCUCUAAGGAAAUCUUCAGUUUACUUGCUAAAUGUUUGUCGUAGUGAAGGGAGGUUAUAUUGUGGAUAUAAAACUUCUAUGUGGUGUAUUCUGUGUGUUUUGUUUACUAUUUAUUAAUGUAUACUAUUGACAUAUUGAAAUAAACCAUUGUGGUGAGAGAAUGUAAGUUAAA